Molecule: messenger RNA, 2419 nt
Organism: Corythoichthys intestinalis (scribbled pipefish)
Lineage: Eukaryota; Metazoa; Chordata; Actinopteri; Syngnathiformes; Syngnathidae
Exons: 7
Coding region: 149-1132 (327 amino acids)
Biological process (GO): response to bacterium
Source: RefSeq, a predicted model, not a curated record
ACUCAAGUCAAUCAACGUAUGACGCUGUCUAGAUGGACUGCUGUUCACUUGCUGAAACAACAACAAAAUGCGGAGGGGUCUUCAUCUUCUGCUCCUUCUCAUCCAAUAUGAAGAUGGACUGCUGUUCACUUGCUGAAACGAUGACAAAAUGCAAACGGCGCUUCAUCUGCUGCUCCUGCUCAUCCCUUGUGGAGGAUGCUCAAGUGGUCCCAACUUCAAAUUGGAGAGCAAAGCUGUUGGUGAAAAGGUCUUUCUGACAUGUGCCUGUGACAAUCUCAAUUCCAAGGAUGUUUUUUGGAUGCGACUAACUUCUGGAGCCUUCCCUGAAUUUUUAACAUCAAACAGUACAAAUCGUAUUGAAAUCAAACCAGGGAAAAGCAAAAGUUUUCUGCAAAUUAGCAAAGUCCAGAAAAGUGACAUAGCAGUUUAUUACUGUCUCCACUGGAAAUCUUUGAUUAAUCCUGUGAUAUUUUUGCAAGGAAUAUUUCUUCAGGUCAGAGAAUCCCCUGAAGAAAAAUCGUCUGUUAAUGCUGUGACUCAAGACAUCCAGUCUGAAAUAGGUCAACCAGGACCGACCAGGACCUUACAGUGCAUGGUCCUCUCCCUCUCUGGAGACAAAACCUGCACAGAUAAACACAAAGUUUACUCGGUCAAAGCUGGAACAAAAGAUCCAAAACCCAGAUUUAUCUCAGCUCAUGAAGAAUGCGGAAAAGUUGGAAAUGGCAAGAUGCAGAAUUGUGUUUACACAAAUAACGUCACCUCCUCUGUGGCUGGAACUUACUUUUGUGCAGUGGAAACUUGCGGGGAGAUUUUCAUGGGCAAUGCAACAACAAUAAACAAUGAAGAUCCUAGCAGAUGUGAUUUACAAAAGUAUCUUCCCUUUGUCUUGGGUGCUACUUUGGCCUUAAGCUUCCUCCUGUCAGCCUUCUUCAUAUACAUGAUCAAGACAAAAAGAUGUUCUAACUGCAAAGCUUGUCUACAAAGCAAGGAUGAAGCAUCUAAUCAUCUUCAGCAGAGAGACGAGGACUCUUUGGUUUAUUCGGCGCCGAUCGUCUCCAGGAAAAGGGGCAAAUUGAAACAGGCAGAUGGAGAAUUUAGCACGUAUACAGACGUCUGCCUUCGGAAAUUAUAAGGCGGGAGAGAAAUUAUUCCAAUUUUCGGCAACUUUACAAGACUUUUGUGUUGAUUCCAAGGAUAUAUUAUGAUUACAAAGUACUGGAAGAAGACCACAAAACCUUUGGGAGGAUUUUAGUGAACCUAAUUUGGUGUACAAAAGUAUAAUAUCUAAAAUCAAUAUUAUAUUAGUCAUAAGAUUGUAAUUGUGACUAUAAUAAAAACUCAGUUCUGAAAAAAAUGCACCACAUUUUUAAACAUUUCAAUAAUUGAUCAUUAGUUUUCUUCAUUGGAGAUAAUGCGACCAUGUUGCAAUGUUGUUUUAAUUCGAAAGUUUCAUCUAGUGCUGGUGCUUUGCAUGAAAACUAUUACCAGAAUUUUCGCACUAUAAGGCACACCUGACUAUAAGCCGCCCCAAACCAAAUUCGACACGAAAAUGACGUUUGUUCAUGGAUAAGCCGCACUGGACUCUAAGCCGCAGCUGUCUUCACUAUAUUAUGGGAUAUUUACACCAAAAGAUAUUAACCGGUAACACUUUAUUUGAUAGCGGCGUUCAUACGACUGUCAUAAGACCAAAUGAACCACCAUUAAGCUUUGAACCAAUUGGCUGCAAAGUUUCAUUGCUUUUCGAAGCUUCAUUUGGCCAUCACUGCUCCUUUGGGGAAGACAGUCAACCUCUGCUGCCACCUGCUGUCAACACUGUUGUUGUUUAACAUGCCUCCUAGCAUGCAGUGCAGGGCUAAAGGUGUAUGUAAAUAACAUUCAAAAUCAACGUUCUGUGCAAAUUAUUUCUUCAGUUACUGUUCCAGUUGUUGUGUGUAUUUGGUAACAUUUUGUUUGACAGUGGCGCCAUUAGACUGUCAUUAGACAAUCAUAAUUAUGACAUGACAUGACAUGACACUGUCAUGAGCAUUUAUGAAUGCUUAUAACAGAUGUGAUUUAGUGUUAUCCGGCAAAUGAUCUCACUUUUGAAUGGAUGUAAAAGAUCCGAGCUGGACAUUAAUGGAGUUGGUAACAUAAUUUGCCGGUUGACACUGAAUGACAUCUGUCAUAAUCAUUCAGUAAUGCCCAUGAUAGUGUCAUGUCAUAAUUCUGACAGUUUUAUGACACCGCUGUCAAAUAAAGUGUUACCUAUUAACCCCAAUAAAUCAUCAAAUAAACCACACUGGACUAUAAGCUGCAGGAUUCAAAGUGAAGGAAAACAAGUAGCGGCUUCUAGUCCAAAAACUACGGUAGUAAAUUGAAUUUGUACUAUACUAACUGAAUUUGUGAGUAUUUUCAACAUGUGUCCAAUGAUGUAUUUGCU